This is a messenger RNA of Harpia harpyja (harpy eagle), 2369 nucleotides long. It is a transcript of the gene SOX4, whose product is annotated as SRY-box transcription factor 4. Gene Ontology annotation, molecular function: RNA polymerase II cis-regulatory region sequence-specific DNA binding; DNA-binding transcription activator activity, RNA polymerase II-specific. NCBI's taxonomy places the organism in Eukaryota, Metazoa, Chordata, Aves, Accipitriformes, Accipitridae. The record is from RefSeq and is a predicted model, not a curated record. Gene Ontology annotation, biological process: positive regulation of transcription by RNA polymerase II; anatomical structure morphogenesis; cell differentiation. The transcript has a single exon. The coding region runs from base 921 to 2252 and encodes 443 amino acids.
CUCCGCGGGGCUCCGCGGGCGCGGAGCGGCGGCGGCGGCGGCAGCAGCAGCAGCAGCGGCAGGACCGGCGGCCGAGGAGGAGGAGGAGGACGGGGCUGGGCGCCCGGCUCGCCGCUCUUCCUGCCGGGGACGUACACACUCGUUCAUGCACGAGCGCUUUUCUUUUUUUUUUUUUUUUCCCGGGGAUUUUUUUCCAUUAUUAUUAUUUUUUCCUUCUUUUUCCUUUUUUUUCCUUCUUUUUUUUUUUUCCUCCCCCUCCGAGGGGUUUUCUUUUCGCUCAGUACCUCGCAACUGCCAAAUCCUACCUGCACAAACUCCUGGCCGCCGACCCCGCCACCACGAGUCCUGGAGCCGGGGUUUUCGGGGUUUGGGGGGCGCGCCGCCUGCCCCCCCCGUCCCCCGCGGCCGUGCCCAGCGCUGAGAGACUCUCCUGAAACGCCGGAGGCAGGCGGAAAGCACUUGUGAACUGGACCAGCUGCUUCGGGGAGGGGGGAGACCCGAGGUGGUGGUGAGGAAAAAAAGCAGACCGACACCCCCCCGCCCCUCCAAAAAAAAAAAAAAGAAAAAAAAAAAAAAACAACCAAACCAGCCCAAAACGCCCCGAGAGGAAAACAAAAAAAAAAAAAAAAAAAAAGCCAAACUUGGACGGGCGGCUCGCGGCGCUGCUUUUGCAGAAACUCCGUCUGACCGCCGGCGGCCCCGCUGCCGCCGCCGCCUCGAGGGGGAGAGGACCGCGCCGCCGGGGACGAGGCGCCGGUGUGGAAGUACGAGCGGUGCGGGGAGCGGGGGCGCGGCCGCGGGGGGCUGCGCGGCCCCGGUGCCGCUGUGAGAAGAAGUUGCGCGCCCUGCCCCGCGCCGGAGCGGCGCUGAGACCCGGCGAGCCCCCCCCCGCCGCCGCCGCCGCCGCCGCCGCCGCCGCGAUGGUGCAGCAGACCAACACGGCGGAGAACACGGAGGCGCUGCUGGCCGCCGAGACCUCCGACUCCGGGGCCGGCAUCGAGCUGGGCAUCGCCUCCUCCCCGACGCCGGGCUCCACCGCCUCGACGGGGGGCAAGGCGGACGACCCGAGCUGGUGCAAGACGCCCAGCGGGCACAUCAAGCGGCCCAUGAACGCCUUCAUGGUGUGGUCGCAGAUCGAGCGGCGCAAGAUCAUGGAGCAGUCCCCCGACAUGCACAACGCCGAGAUCUCCAAGCGCCUGGGCAAGCGCUGGAAGCUGCUCAAGGACAGCGACAAGAUCCCCUUCAUCCGGGAGGCGGAGCGGCUGCGCCUCAAGCACAUGGCGGACUACCCCGACUACAAGUACCGGCCCAGGAAGAAGGUGAAGUCGGGCAACAGCUCCGCCAAGCCCGGCGACAAGGCGGACAAGGGCGGCGGGGGCGGGGGCAGCCCCGGCGGCCCCGCGGCCCCCGCCAAGCCCGCCCCGAAGAAGGGCGGCGGCGGCGGCUCCGGCUCCAAGCCCUCCCCCGCGGCCGGCGGCGGCGGUGCGGGCGGCAAGCCCCACGGCAAGGCGGCGGCGGCGGCGGCGGGGGCGGGCGGCAAGGCCGCCCCCUUCCCCGGGGAGCCGCCGGCCGCGCUGCUGCCGCCCGAGCACCAGGCGCUGUACAAGCCCCGGGGGGCGGCGGGCGCGCCCUCGGGUCCCGGCAAGCCGCUGGCCGAGAAGAAGCUGAAGCGGGUCUACAUCUUCGGGAGCGGGCAGGCGGCGGCGGCCGCCGCCGCCGCCUCCUCCUCCGCCUCCCCCGGCGGCGGGGGCGCGGUGCCCGGCAGCCCCACGCUGAGCAGCUCGGCGGAGGCCGGCGACCCCUUGAGCCUGUACGAGGAGGGGGGCGGCGGGGCGGGCCGGCCCGACGGGGACUGCGGCGGGGCCGCCUGCCCCUCGCCCUCCGGCUCCGGUUCGGGCUCCCCCUCGGAUCACCGCAGUUACACCAGCCUGCGCGCCUCCUCGCCGGCCCCCUCGACGGCGCAUUCCUCCUCCGCGUCCUCCCACUCCUCCUCCUCUUCCUCCUCCGGCUCCUCUUCGUCGGACGACGAGUUCGAGGACGACCUCUUGGACCUCAACCCCAGCCCCGGCUUUGAGAGCAUGUCCCUGGGCAGCUUCAGCUCCUCGGUGCUCGACCGGGACCUGGAUUUUAACUUCGAGCCCGGCUCGGGCUCGCACUUUGAGUUCCCGGACUACUGCACGCCGGAGGUAAGUGAGAUGAUCUCGGGGGACUGGCUGGAGUCCAGCAUUUCCAACCUGGUCUUCACUUACUGAGGCGAGAGCCGGGCCCCGCUGGAGGAGGCACAGACGCGCGUUGUCGGCUGGACUCGCCCACCCCGCCCGGGCGCUUUUCUUUCUGGGUUUGGGUUGGGUUGGGGUUUUGGGGAGGGG